This is a messenger RNA of Lasiosphaeria miniovina, 1200 nucleotides long. RefSeq lists its product as uncharacterized. Bases 1 to 1200 code for a protein of 399 amino acids. Lineage: Eukaryota; Fungi; Ascomycota; Sordariomycetes; Sordariales; Lasiosphaeriaceae. Gene Ontology annotation, cellular component: mitochondrion. The record is from RefSeq and is a predicted model, not a curated record. The transcript is spliced from 2 exons. Gene Ontology annotation, biological process: mitochondrial proton-transporting ATP synthase complex assembly.
AUGCGGCUUGUCACGUCGCUGCCCUUGCGCCGCGUCCCGCUCAAGACGACUGCAGCCAUCACGUCUUGCCCAUCAGUAGUAGCAACAGCCUCCAUCCACACGCAUCCCGCACAACCGGCCAAGGUCUCGCCCAUAUCUGGCAUUGGCCCGCCGCCACCACCGCCGCCGCCCCCGGCACAGGUCUCCCCCGACUCCGCCUCCAGGAUCCUCCGCCGGAGGACCCAAGUCGAGCUGCUGCGCAAAGCCAAGGACCUCCGUGCUGCCAGCGCCAGCAAAGCCACCGGCGGUACAUUUACCAAGCGCUUCUGGAAGGAGGUGCAUGUGCGCGAGGUCGAUAGAGCAUACGAGAUCCAUCUCGACACGCGGCCGUUGCGACGGCCCAACAGCAAGACUCCCGUGCGCAUCCCGCUGAGCAAGCCGCACCUGGCCCACGCGGUAGGCAUUGAGUGGGACCAGCUGGUUUCGGUGCAGGAGGCGACCAGGCAGCACCUGAUCCCGCUGACGUCGACGGUGUGCCGGGCGCUGGACAUUGCCGACGACGACGCGGCGCACGCCGGAUCGCCGCCCGCGCCCAUCCGCGCCAGGCUGACCGAGUCGCUCCUCCGCUACCUCGACACGGACAGCCUGCUGUGCUGGGCGCCGCCGCCCGACUUGCAUAACCCCCUCAACAAUAACAACAUGACCAACGCGGCCGGCGAGACGCUGCACGACGUGCAGGCCCGCGUCGCCGCCGUCAUCGUAGCCGACCUCACCACGUGCGCCUGGCCCGGCGUCACCAUUAUCCCCGUCUUCGAGGGCAACUCCAUCUUCCCCCGCUCCCAGGCCCCCGGAACCCGCGACAUCAUCCAGAGCUGGAUCCUGCGGCUCUCGAGCUGGGAGCUGGCGGGUCUCGAGCGCGCCACGCUCGCCGGCAAGAGCUUGCUCGUCGGCGCCCGGCUGGUGCUCGAGUGGAGCGAGGAAGGUGCCGGCGCCGUGGCCGAGGAGUCGAAGGUCAAAGGAGGUGAUAGCAAGAGCAGCAGCAGCAGCAAAGAGCUGUUUGGCGUCGAGGAAGCCGCCCGCGCCUCUAGCCUCGAGGUGUCGUGGCAGACUGGCAAAUGGGGCGAGGUCGAGGACACCCACGACGUAGAGAAGGAGGACCUCCGCCGACAGCUCGGCAGCGUGGUGCUCCUCGUCUCCGGGAACGGCUCGCUCAAGAGGUGA